AUGAAUAUCUAUGACCAAUUUCCUGCAUUGCCAUCCAUCCUACAGGACACACCUGGUGACGAUCUUCAGGACGAACAUCAAAAUGCACGUAGGGCGUAUCAGAUUCUGAGUCCGGCGUUUAAACAAGCCGCUGAGUGGCUGAAAAUGAGAGUAGAUCCUGCACAGUGUUUCGCACAUUUUAUGGUGGCCGAAUCAGAAAUGACAUCUGAUUCCAGGACGCAGGACGAACCUGCGAUUGGCGCGUCACAUGUGACGAAGCGUUUGAGUCAGUUGAGAGACGAGGCGAGGAGUGACAGGCACUUUCCUUUUGCACUCAUCGCGCCGUCGACAGUGCGUCAUGAUGAUGGAAGUAGCGUCACGUUUAGUGGCGAUUUGCACGUCGUAACGGCGGUCUGGCGUCGCUAUUUUCAUGUAGUAGGGACCAAUUAUUUUUCAGGACGAGUAGCUCCAUCUCUCAGUCCUGGACAAGUUGAAGUGUUUGGAGUGAUCCAUGUGGAUGCUGGAGGACACAUGGGCAGGACCAGGUCCGAGUCGGACGCAAAUGCCGCUGAAAUGGUUUUCGAUGUGCGUGAACGAUGGAGACGCAGCAAACGACAACGACAGGUGAACGUGGCGCUUAACUCGAGUGACUUUUACGGCCGCGAAUACGUGGGAUUCGGGCGACUGCAGGUACAACAGGCGGUGGUCAAGUUGAAGCAGGACGAGGAGAAGAACGUAGAGGCAAAUUCUCUGCAACAUCCGUGCUUCUCAAGAGGGCACGUGCCAGUGGUAGAUGGCGUAAACAUGACGUUGGAAGGAUCUGGAAACGCCAACGAGUGUAUGGUUCUACUCCGGUCGCAUAUUGCCGCCAGCAAUGUUAACUGCCCACCAGGAAACUUUUGCUUUUUGGGUAGUGCACCACAGCCGCAAGGGUUCGGAUCUUUUUACGCUUCUGGAGUGCUGAGACAAGCAGUGCUUAGUGCAAGUCGUGUGUUGAAACAUGUGAGCAACAAGCAGGAUAGGACAGAUGUGAAUGAGCUGCAGCUGCCGGCCCCAUCGCUCCUGACGCUCCGAAAUGCUGCCAAGAAUCUGUGUGCGUUACCAUACACUGACGUAGAAGCUGGGACAGCACUCCUGUCGGCAUCAGAUACGACGACUGUAGCUUCCGUUAUGGAGAGGAAGAUCGAGCCGCCCAGUGCUCUAUGCUUUGAUCUGUGCUACACAGUUGUUCUGCUUGAGAAGAUUGGUGUCCAGGAGAAUGAUGAGCGCGUACACUUUGUUGACCGCUUUGAAAAGGAGCCUGUUUCGUCAGAGCAUGGGUCUAUGGCGACUAUAGAGCACGGCAGUCCGUCAGAACUGGUAGCAUGGCUCACAGGUGCCUUCUUGUACCUCGAAGCGCUUCAACGCAAGGUGGCAUUCUCUAUGGAGUCGGAGCUAUUAGCUGAGCAGCUCAGCGCAGGACUGCCUCUCGGCUGGAACAUGACCUUGCUGGUAUUCGUAGCAGCAUGCGUCUAUUUAUACCUUGUGACUGGCCCCGUAGCUGUCUCGGGACGAGUUCGUCGGGGUUCCAGCGGCUACGUUCGUGUCGUGAAUGGCGGUACCAAGACAAAGUACAAGGACACGACACAGUCGAUACAAUUUGUCGACGACGCUCGAGAUUGA
Messenger RNA from Peronospora farinosa, 1641 nucleotides. Lineage: Eukaryota; Oomycota; Peronosporomycetes; Peronosporales; Peronosporaceae. The record is from the annotation of a GenBank genome assembly.